CGAGCCGGCCGGUGAUGUGAAUUUGUAUGGUGCAAGUCUGAAGAAUGGGGAUACAUCAAGAGACGUUCAAUGAUUUUAACAUAAAUUUCGAGGCAUUAAAUGAAAAUGGCAGUUUCUCAAGUGAUGACAUAAUGACCGGUGAGAUAUCCUUCGUAAUUACGAAAAUAACAAAGAUUAGGUCCAUUACGAUAUCACCAAAUGGGAGAGCCCUUGUUCUUUGGACAAAACGUAAGCGUUCCCGUCGGACGAUAACUGAAAAAACCUAUUCAGCAGAAGUGGAUUUUUUCGAUUUCUGCGCGGUGGUGUUGGAGGAAAACACUGCGGAUGGCCCCACAAUACUUCAACCAGGAACCCAUGUCUACCCCUUCACAUUCAAACUACCAGAAGGCAACUUCCCAUCCACAUUCCAUGGGGUCCAUGGACGUGUGGUCUACUCCCUGAAGGUUGAGAUACGGCGACCAUGGCAUCUAGUCAAGGAGUUUGAAGUGGAAUUUAACUACGCAAAUCACAUUGAUGCCAACCACCCAAAGCUUCUGCAUCCUCUAUCAUGCUCAGAAGAAACGAUGGUGUGUUGUCUAUGGUGUGCCUCGGGCCCCGUCGCCAUGACCGCACGCCUCGACAGGAAGGGCUAUGUCCCAGGGGAAACCAUUAACAUCAUGUGUGAGUUUAGCAACGCUUCAACGAGGAACGCCACACCAACUGCAUCACUCAUGCAGCACGAGAAGUAUUCCACUUUGGCUGGGUCCAGAAAGGUGGAUAACAAAUCUCUAGAUUCAGCAACAGGAGAGCUUGUGAAGAGUGGGAACCUGCAGGCCUACAGUGAAAUGUCGCUGACCAUCCCUGAUACAACCUUUCUCUCCGUCUCCAACUGUUCCAUCAUCGAGGUGGUCUACACUGUGCUGGUGACUCUGUCUAUCAACUGGUCCUCUGACGUCUCGGUAAGCGUCCCCAUUGUGAUAUGUGAUAUUCCGGUUGAUUCACCAGACACUGACGACUUUGAAGACUGUGUGUGAGUAGGAUACGUGGCAGAAACCAAAUCAAGGUCAUGAUAAAACAGCCUUAUUUGGUUCAGUAUUUAUUAGUUUACUUCCAGAAAGCAAAAAACAACAUUUUUAUUUAUUUAUUUUCUAGAUAAUUGCUAAAUAUUAUAGAAUAUUUUCAAUUUCUUCUUGUUUUUGUCCAUAUUGUGAAGUGUUCUAGAUCUGUUCUCAGUAUUAGAUGUACAGUUUUGUUACCAAUGUAGGCAUUACACUAUUUGUGCUUAAUUCCAUAGCAUUGUGUGUCAUUGUUUGAGUUUAUGCAUGGUCAUUGACGUUGUUGUUGCUAAUAACAUAUUGUUGAAAUGAUACAGUAUGCUGUCACAUAUCAUACAAUAUGUGUCAGAUAUUUAGGUAAUAUUAGAUGGUUUUAUGUUAGAGUAGAAUUAUGAAUUGCUUGAUUAGGACAUUUUUGUUGAACGGCUGUAAUUUUGUUUCUAUUGUCAACACUCCUGGUUUAUUAUGCUAUACUUGAAUCUCACUGAUAUUGUGUUCAGUGGGGAUAACCUAUUCAUCGCAAUACACUUUUAACAGCUGAUGUUAGAGAUAUGCUGCUUUUUGUAGUAAUAUUUUUACCAUGUCUAUCUCGGAUAUUUUGUAUUUAUUUAUUUAUUUAUUCGAAGCUACCUCAAACUCAAGUGUUCCUUAAGCUGAAGUUUUCCUGGAUGCCAAUUUUGAAGUUAAUGAGACAUCCUACAGGGACAUUUACAGCGGGGGCACUCAAUCAAGUUACAAAUGAUAAUAAAAUGUGUCACAACGUAGUUCAUGUAGUAUGAAAUGUCAUAGGGAUGUUUACUCACUUUAUCAAUAAAUCAAAUGGGCUUAAGUCAGUAACCUG
This is a messenger RNA of Osmerus eperlanus (European smelt), 1875 nucleotides long. Its product is annotated as arrestin domain-containing protein 3-like. The record is from RefSeq and is a predicted model, not a curated record. Lineage: Eukaryota; Metazoa; Chordata; Actinopteri; Osmeriformes; Osmeridae. Bases 45 to 1013 code for a protein of 322 amino acids. The transcript is spliced from 6 exons. Gene Ontology annotation, biological process: protein transport. Gene Ontology annotation, cellular component: cytoplasm; plasma membrane.